GAUAUGCAAAGGAGGAAGUGAUGCCAAACCUAGAGUAGAGUAUCGACAGAAAGAGAGUGACAGAGAAUGGAAUUUAUGUCCAAGAAAGAAUGAAGAAAAUCAGAUGACAAGGAAAUAGCGCAGAAAUUAAGGACCUGACAGAUGAGUGGGAGGAUCUGGCAAAAAUAAGCACUGGCGGUUACAGUAGGAGCAUGUGAAGCCGACAGAAAGCAAGAUGCAACAGUGAAAGAAAGAAGAGAUGGACUAGUCUACACCACACCAUCAAACCAUCAACGUUAUGUGUGAUUCUGCCCCUGCCAGCUAGCAGCAGUAAAUCCAGAGGUGUUCGAGAGCAGCGAUCGGUGGGCAUAUGGUGCCGUGCUGACUGCUUCAUCUGCAGUGCAGCUAUAACUGGAGUAUCGUUUGGACUGAGAGUCCAUUAUGCAGCUGUUGUGGAAUCUCCAGCUGAAGUGUGAAUGAUGUGAGCAAGAAGAAGAAGGAACAGCUUUGUCUGCCUGGAAGAAGUAAAUAUCAGCUGAACAGUUGCUGAUACUCAUAUGACUCACAGCAUGGCGGACAGAGACGGUCAGUGGAACAGAGACAGGUAUGAUCCUGAAUCUGGGAUCUCUUCGGAAAACACCCGAGUCCAUAGAACAAGGAGCAGAAGGCCCACAUUGACAAAUGGUCAGUGUGUCAUGGCUGUACCAGCACCCUCUAUAUUAACACCAAGCUUUGACCUGGAACUUUGCAGAACACAGCUGGAGAAAGAAGGCUUCCAAAUCCCUGUCGAGGACUUUGAGACUCCUCUCAGAACAGCACUGGAACCUCCUUCCAUCCGAAGAUACCUGUUCUUCAACUCGUCUCUGUUUCAUUUCAUCAUGGCUCCAAUUGUGUAUGUGGUGCUGUGGUGUGCCGUGUACUCCAGUCUGCACCUUUACCUCAAUGAGAGCAUCAUGAACCUCUGGGUUCUUUGUCUGUGUGUGAGCCUCAUCGUCGUCGUCAUCACCGCCAUCAUCAUCCUCGUCUUCCACUACAGCAACAAAGAGAUCAACGUGAAUACUGACGUGCGUCUGGUGCAAGUGAACGAGCGGCUCAUCGGGCACGGUCUGCUCCUGGGAGUGGCGGACUGGAUUGAAAAGUGCACUGGGAAAAUGCAGCUUUGCGGUGUGUUCUGGGAUUUGGGUCCCUGCUUGCGAACCCUGACAGAAACUUUAGAGGAACUGGGCUUGGUCAGAGAUGAGAUAAAGAACAAACUGAAGAAAAGAAUGUCCCACCUCGUAGUAGUGGCUGAAGUCCCAUCCACUGAGCCUGAUGCUGGAGAGAUCAGUGAGGGGUUUGAUGAAGAGCAUCCCCUGCUGGGAGGGGACAGAACAAGUCGUGCUCCACCCAAGAAAAGACAAGAAGUUAUACUGACCCAAACAUUUAGUCUGUUACCAGACUUUACUCUCUCAUAUCAGGAAAUUGCAAACCAUCUUUUGAUGAUCUACAGUGCCGUCUAUGUGAAGUUGCUGGUAUCAGAGAGACUUCCCAAUUCCUCAAGUGGCCCUCUAGAUUCAGAGAGGAAUCACUGCAAAAUGGCAUCACUUUGUCUUUGUCAGUAUGUACAGUACAAACUGUUGCAGUAGAGAGACUCAAGCUGUAAAAGACUAUCCAGAAUGCAUUUCUGUAGAAAUGCUCAAUCAUGGCAAUGUGAACAAACCUGAACCCGCUGUACUAUAAAUGUUCUUUAAAUUAUUUUCCAAGCUGCUUUGUGAAAUAAACAUAUUUCCUCUUAUAAA
Molecule: messenger RNA, 1757 nt
Organism: Neoarius graeffei (lesser salmon catfish)
Lineage: Eukaryota; Metazoa; Chordata; Actinopteri; Siluriformes; Ariidae
Gene: tmem268
Product: transmembrane protein 268
Exons: 11
Coding region: 537-1604 (355 amino acids)
Source: RefSeq, a predicted model, not a curated record